GCUUCGAAACACUGCUGAGAUAAACACAUAGAAAAGUAAGAAACGGCAAAGCAGCAAGAAAAGAAAGCAGCUAAACAAAAAACAAAAAGCGUGUAUUUCAAAUUUUCUACUGUUGGACAUUAUUAAAUACACAGCAAAAUUUUGUUUCACGAAGAAUUCUAUGUAAAAGGAAGAACACAUCUAAAAUGUACUUGUAGUACUUGUAACUGUAAAAAGAAAAAACCCAACAAGAAAUUUUCAAUAAUUUUAUGAAAAUUAUUAAAUCUUAUAAUUGCCAUCAAACAAAUGCAACGGACCAACGCCAUUUAAGUGAUAAACUACAAACAAACAACAAACAACAACCAACAACAACAAAAGUGCUGUGAUUUCCAACUACAAAACAACAACAACAACAACAACAAAUCAAGUUAAUUUCAACUCAAUCAGCAGCAUCAAUUUUAAUAAACAACCAGCAAAUUGUGAUAAAUCAUAAAUAAUAAAUAACAACAAGCAAAAACUAUUAAUUAAUUUGUUAAAACGUUUCAAGUGAUACAAAGAGAAGCGAAAUAAAUUCAAGAAGCGAGAAAAUCGACAACAGAACAUUUUCCCGAAACCAACUAACUAGAAAAGCAUCGAGCACCGAAGAAAAUCAAGAGUUCUAAUGAAAAUGGAAGUUCUCGCUGUGCAGUCAAACUACGGCGGCGUCCUGGGAUCCAACAAAGUUCGCGAUUGGACCAGCACAUUGACACCGCCCACGUCCGCCGUUGCGGCCAAGAAGGUCGCCCCCGUCGCCAACAGCGCCAGCAGCGCAGCCAGCAGCAGCAGCAUCAUCGGCCGCAGCCAGAACACACACAGUAUUAAGCACAAGCAGCAGGCGAGCAGCAGCAGCAGCAGCGGCAUCGGCAGCAAGAAAACAAAAUCUAGCAGCCAUCCCAUCAACAGCAGCAGCCCUUACAGCAGCAGCAGCAACAGCAGCAGCAGCAGCAGCAACAGCUCCUACAGCUGCGAUGAGGACGAGCUGGCGGCCUGCAGCGACGUCGAUGUGGCCGCUGUUAGCGAGCUUUCGAACCGUCUGCUGGACAAGCUGCGCGAGGCGAAGGCGCGCCAUUUGGCGUGCACCGAAGUGUCGCUACCCUGUGAUCUCACGCCGAACAUUGCGGCGGAUAUAAUUCGCGUUUCGGAGAAGGAGCCUUGCGGCACACGCGGCUGCACCAUUUACGUGGAAUUCGAGGAUGAGCCACAGAACUCGCGGCGCAUUGCCUCGCUCAAGGUGGAUCCGGAGACGGUCUCCACGUUCGAGGUGUAUCUCACGCUCCGACAGGAUCAUCGCGGCUGGACGGCCCUGUUGCCGCAGUUCAUGAAGAGCCUGGCACGCACCAUCACCAUCAGCCCAGAGUAUACCAUAACUAAGCAUAAGCUUUACUCGGCCGAUGGCCUGGGUGCCAGGCGCAGCUACAGCUUUGGCUCAAGCUCCAGCUCAAGCUCAAGCCACAGCCAGGCGAUUGCAACGCCAACGAUAUAAGAGCGCGAGUGCAAUCACAGCUUAAGCGCGAGCAAUUGCCGAGCGAGAGAGCGAGAGAGAGAGAGAGAGACGGAGACGCAGUUAUAUUUAUAUACACAUAUAUAUAGAAGCGAGCCCAGCGAGUGCGACAAAGAAACGCGCCCAACACCGCCCAACACCCCCUGUGAUGUCGAGAGCAGUAGUUAGUUGCGAGCGCAACGCGACGACGAAGCAAGUAUUCGAAGCCACCCCACCUACACAAAUACAUACACACACACAUACACACACACACAUACGCAUACACAUUAGUAUACGACACACACACACACACACACUCAUACUAAUAACAAGGAGUUGCUCUUGAGCCUGCGCCGCUCGCUCACCCGCAACUCUUUGCAUACAAUUUUGUAAUUGUGACUCUCACCACCAUUUUACUUAGAUGCGUAGUAGAUGCUAUAAAAAGCAGCAACAAAACAAAAAGCAAACAAAUAACUAGAGUUUUAAGUUGUUUCUCCUUUUUCAACAAACAAAAAAAGCAAAAACAAAAAUAUUAUAAAAUAAACAAAAAAAUGAAAACAUGAAAUUCAAAGACGGCGAUCCGCAAGCCACAGCAGUGAGCGCCAGGGCCAGUCGGCAAUUGUUUUUGCCAACCCUCGCUCUGCCUCUCUGCUGGGCCGCUGCGAGGGUCGCUCGUCGACAACUCAUGAAUAUGUGAUACUGUUUAAGAUGCUAAGAGUUUUUUGCGUGCGCUCGCAAGUACGGCCAGGCAAAAAACGUUGAUAAAUACACACACACACACACACACACACACACUACACACCUACACACCUACACACACACACACACACAUACAAAUAAAAAAAGAAAAACAACAUAAAAAUUAAAUGUGAACAGAUUUUUUUAAUUGUAUGCUAUUCUAGUAAUAAACAAAACAAACAACAAAAACUUGAUCUUGAUAAAUUUAAAAUUUAACAUACGUUUAAUGAGAAGCAUCGUAAAAGAGAGCUGUAAACUCUGCUGAUCCAAGGAUCAGCUGCGAGUGUGAAAGAGACGAAAGAUACGAGGAGACGGAGACGGAGACGAACGAUCCAAUUUUAGUUAGACGCAGCUUGCUGCAUUAAAAAUUUUUUAAAUUAUUUAUUAAUCUUAAUUAAAACCAACAAAUUUUAGGAUUUUAACAAAUUUUUAUAUAUUAUUAAAUGUAUAGCGCGUACAACAAAAACAUCAUUAAAAUUACAAAAAACAAAAACAAAACAAAAACAAACAAAAAAAUGUACCACAUAAAAUUAAUAAUUGCUUUAAUGUUAAGGCAAAAGAAUAUCUCAGUAAAUGUGAAAGCGUAAAAAAUUUGUAAAAUUUUUUUUUGUCUGUGUAAAACUCCAAUUGCGAUAAAAAACAAAAAAUUGAAAACCUUAAUGUAGCAGCAAAAACUGAUAACAACAACUAAAACAAAAUUAAUGCGAUAUAAUUUUUAAAAACUAAAAUUAACGUAACAAAGAAAACUUAAUGUUCUCACACACACACACACACUCACACACACACAAAAGUAUCUAUACCAGCUUAAAGUAUCUUUAUCUUUAAAAUCGAAAACUAUUUAUUAUAAAAAGAAAACAAAAAAACACACACAAAAAAACUAUAAACAACAAGUAAUUCAUGUAUUAAUUUUUUAUUAUUACAACAAAAACCAACAACAUAUUGUAUUUAAUGUUAAGUUUUUUUAUUGCGUAAUUUAAAAACAAAAACAAAUAAUUGUGAGAAAUUUGUAACCAAAAUGUAAGCAAAACAAACAAAAAAAAAACAAAAA
This is a messenger RNA of Drosophila montana, 3284 nucleotides long. RefSeq names its product scylla (gene scyl). The transcript is spliced from 2 exons. NCBI's taxonomy places the organism in Eukaryota, Metazoa, Arthropoda, Insecta, Diptera, Drosophilidae. Gene Ontology annotation, cellular component: cytoplasm. The record is from RefSeq and is a predicted model, not a curated record. Gene Ontology annotation, biological process: negative regulation of signal transduction; apoptotic process; regulation of TOR signaling. Bases 641 to 1501 code for a protein of 286 amino acids.